AUUUCCAGCCAUGACUCAGACAUAGAUUUCGCUGACCUUCUACCUCCUUCUCUCGACGCCCUCACCGAGUCCCCAAAUCCCCUCUUGCCGAUAAAAUCCUGAGUAUACAUUGCACCGCAGACCUGAACCCCUCCACCCCGCCGCCGCCGCCGCGGACCUUAAUCAGACCCAACCCAAACAACCCCCCCACCAAACCCAAUAAACUCACCUCCAACACCCGGGAAAACCACCUACCACGCCAAACCCCCCAACCUCAAUCCCCCAAAUCGACCAGAGAACCCGAGCCCCAGCCCAACAAAAUGGGUGAACUCAACCCCUCCGACCCCUCCUACCAAAGCAGCACCACCACCACCAACAGCAGCAGCAGUACCCUCACCAUCUCCACGACCCUCGUCACCCGAUGCCGCACCCUCCUCGCCGAACUCACCGCGCUGCAAUCGCUCCUCGCGCAGACGCAACGCAACCCGCAGAUCGUGGAAGUGCGGUCGCUGCGCUCGAGCGUGCUCUCCGAGCUGCGCAUGCUGGAGAAGCUCGAUGCGCAGGUGCAGGAAGCUACAGCAGCAGCAGCAGCAGCAGCACCGGAACAUGAUGAUGCAGGCGCAAAGCAUGGCGACGGCGACGACGAGGUGCGGGCGCGGUUGACGCAUGCGUUGAGGUCGUCGAAUCUGCCGUUCUACGAGGCGGUGUGGGCGAUUGCGAAGGGGUCGUGUUCGGGGUUGGUGGCGUUUGGGAAGCGGUUUUAUUGGGGUGGUGAGGUUGAUAAUUCGGGCAAGGGGACGGGGAUAAGUCAUGAUGGGGCCGGGGAGCAGAAACAAAAGAAAAGGAGCAGCAAGGAUAAGAAGAAGAGUGUGUUUGUGGACAUUGUGGCGGAGGAUGGGGAUGAGUGGGUGAAGGUGUCGACCAUCUCGGAGACGAGGUUGUUGUUUGAGAUGGCGAAGAAAGGGUGGGAGGCGGAUGAUUCGGAGGAUGAGGCUCCGAGGACGGUGCUGCGGAAUCAUGAGAAUGGGACGGGGACAGAUGAUGAGGACGAGGAUGAUGAUGAUGAUGAUGAUGAUGAGAUCGAGCUGGUCAAGCUAGCUAGUGAUAUGAGGAAAGCGGCUGAUGUUACGAGGGUCAGGUAUAGAACGCCGCGUCUGCGGUUCGUCAUUCCUAAGAUAGAGGAAGGCUCGAGUCCCGAGAUCGAUGGUCUGCUGAAGGUCAUACGUGGGUAUGGGAUCGAUGUGACUUGUGGGGAGAAUGUAUAUUCUUCGCAAAGCGAGACCACGCAGGCUGAAGCGCUGGAGAGGCUGCUCCCUAAGCCCUUCAAGCAUUUCACGUCUACUCUAAAUAUGGACUGUACAUUGCUGCUCGCGGCAGUCUCGGACUUGUCGCAUUACAAAGAUAUUUCCACCUCCCCCAUUCAUCACAAGGCCAUCAAUCGUCAGAUUGAGGUUGAGCACAGCCGCCCACUGCUCCCCACGGAGUUGUGGCCGGCAAUGGUAGGCCGUGAUCUGGUCUGCACCGAAGAAGCCGCCCAGAGAAUGCAGGAAAUCGUCAACAUCAUCGGCACCGAAACUGAGAAGCAGCGGAUGAGAAUUUUAAUGGGUCAUGACUCCUUUGCUGAAUGUACUCCUGAGGGCCUCAGGGAGGCCUAUCAGAAGCUGUCAGAUUAUGAGAUCCCUGCUGAAUGGAGACUUCCCGUGGUGACAGUUAAUGCGAAACCCACAAUAGCUUCUGCGAAGGAUCUCGCCAGACUUCCGCCUGUCUAUGAAAAGGUCGAGCAGGUGCUAUCUGACAUCAAUCACAGCGUGUUCUUGUACGGGUGGGCUGCCGGUGUGAUGACGAUAUCAAGCAAUCGCACGGUGGUCAAACAAAUCGAGUCUAUUGUCGAGAGGAAUAGAGGGACAGACGAUAGUCUGGAGGGGCCUUCGAUUUGGGUAUGCGAUACAGCGAGGAGUUUGAUAGGGAAAGAGAAGGGCCGCAAAGACUAGAUGAUUAUACCGAAAUGCUUUAGACAAAUGAUCCCAC
Aspergillus brunneoviolaceus CBS 621.78 is the source of this 2007-nucleotide messenger RNA. RefSeq lists its product as uncharacterized. Bases 300 to 1970 code for a protein of 556 amino acids. The record is from RefSeq and is a predicted model, not a curated record. Lineage: Eukaryota; Fungi; Ascomycota; Eurotiomycetes; Eurotiales; Aspergillaceae. The transcript has a single exon.